Molecule: messenger RNA, 1842 nt
Organism: Aedes aegypti (yellow fever mosquito)
Lineage: Eukaryota; Metazoa; Arthropoda; Insecta; Diptera; Culicidae
Product: trimeric intracellular cation channel type 1B.1
Exons: 5
Coding region: 317-1144 (275 amino acids)
Biological process (GO): potassium ion transmembrane transport
Cellular component (GO): membrane
Molecular function (GO): identical protein binding; potassium channel activity
Source: RefSeq, a predicted model, not a curated record
CAGCCCGUUGAUGUGUUUGUAAACACUGCUUCUGCGGUUCAGUGAUUAUUAUGUGAUAUUAAAAUUAAAAUUGUUUUAAUAUAGUUAUUUCGGAACUAUGCAUUGAAUAAGUGUUUGCUGUCGUAAGCAAGGGUUGAUAAUACUUCAGAGGACGAGACCGGUCAAAACUUGGCGGUUGAACAAACAGGUGGAAGGGGGUGUACUUCGGCCUACUUUGAUCGGAUAAAAUCCUGUAAAAUUGUUCCUAAGAAACUUAAUACGUACUGACUAGUGCUUGUGAACUCGAACUCGAUUGGCAACCACCGCGACAGCAACCAUGGAUCCGGAAGCAUUCCUCGAUAUCGCCAACCAGGUGAUAAAGCUCAAGAUGUUCCCGUACUUUGACAUCGCACACAGCCUGUUGUGUGCCCUGUCGGUUAAGGAAGAUCUCGGAGCCGGAGCGCAAGCCUUCUCCCGGAAGCACCCGCUUGCCUGCUGGCUGUCAACGAUGUUGGUCGUUUUCGCCGGUGGAAUGGUCGCCAACGGACUGCUGGGAGAACCGAUCCUCGCCCCGUUGAAGAACACCCCACAGUUGCUCGUGGCCACUGCUUGCUGGUACAUUGUUUUCUACACUCCGUUCGACAUUGGUUACAAGGUUGCCAAGUUCUUGCCUGUGAAGCUGGUGGCCAGCGCCAUGAAAGAAAUCUACCGCGCAAAGAAGAUCCACGAUGGUGUGACCCAUGCUGCCAAGUUGUACCCUAACGCCUUCAUCAUCAUGAUCAUCAUCGGUACCCUGAAGGGCAACGGAGCUGGAUUCACCAAGUUGCUGGAGCGAUUGAUCCGUGGUGUCUGGACUCCAACUGCCAUGGAAUUCUUGCAGCCAAGCUUCUACACCAAGGCCUCGCUGAUUGCAUCCAUCAUCUUCGUGUUGGACAAGAAGACUGACCUGAUCUCGGCCCCGCACGCCCUCGUCUACUUCGGCAUCGUGAUCUUCUUGGUGUACUUCAAGCUGUCGUCGAUCCUUCUCGGCAUUCACGAUCCAUUCGUGCCAUUCGAAAACCUGAGCUGUGCGCUGUUCUUCGGCGGUAUCUGGGACAGCUUGGCCAAGAUCCUCGGCCGCGGACAGGCCAAGGAGGAGUCCAAGGACGCCAAAAAGUCCAACUAAAAUGGCACGCAUCUGCCCUGGCGGUGGAUCACCAGCUCAAGACGAUUAUUUUACAUAUUUUAUUAGAUUUAUGUUACUUCUGCGAUUUUGAUUUUAAGUUUUGUACACACACACAGAUCGGUGCAAGAUCGUCGACACAUGCAAUAAAAACGUUUUAGGUGUAAGAACGAACUUUAAACGUCGUAAUAGCUAGAUUGAGGCAUUCUAGUCAUUAAAAACCAAAUUACGCAGACAAAUUAGUUUGAUGAGAAAAACGACUUACGUAAGCGACUGUGGACUUUAGGCAACUUUUAACUACUUGUUCUCAUUUUAAAUCGAUCCCAAUUCGAAAUGCAGUUUGUGAACUACUUAUUGAACGCGACAAUCAAAAGCACGACCUGAUCACAGUGGGUGAGAUCGAGUUGUCCUUUUAUCUAGUCGAAAUCGAUACUCAUGAUAUCAAUAGCAAUAUACCUACACAAAAAUGAAGCCAUUCAACUUUCAAAGGAGAGUAUGAUCCUAGUAUUAAGUGCGACAAGGCUAUGCUCAAACGGGGAGUUACUUUUACCAGUGAAUCAAACAAAAGAAAGGCAUGAUUCCAAACGAUGGAUUUUGUCGAAACUCUCAAAGCUCGAGCGUAGCGUUGAAGAACAAAACAUUCAUUUCACAAAUAUUGCAAAUUGAAAUUGGGAAAAUAUAUACAGAUGAUUCGAUCAAAA